AUGAAGUUCUCAGCGGUCUCAAUCGCUGCUGCCCUGGCCUCGCUGGUGGCAGCAGCAGACGUGCCCUCUAUUGACAUUGUGGGCAACAAGUUCUUCUACUCCAACAACGGCUCUCAAUUCUACAUCCGAGGAGUGGCCUACCAGCAGGACUCGGCCAACGAGACAGCCAAGGAGACCUUUUCGGACCCUCUGUCGGACGGCGACGCCUGUAAGCGAGACCUGCCCUACCUGGUGCAGCUCAAGACCAACGUGCUUCGAGUGUACGCCAUCGACACCACCAAGGACCACGACACAUGCAUGCAGCUCUUCAACGACGCCGGCAUCUACGUCAUUUCCGAUCUCUCACAGCCCGGCGAGUCCAUCAACCGAAACUCGCCCUCGUGGGACGUGGAUCUGUACCAGCGAUACACCAGCGUAGUGGACACCAUGCAAAAGUACCCCAACAUGCUGGGUUUCUUUGCCGGAAACGAGGUCACUAACAACAACACCAACACCGAUGCGUCUCCCUACGUCAAGGCUGCCAUCCGAGACAUGAAGUCGUACAUGAAGGAGAAGUCGUACCGAUCCAUUCCCGUCGGAUACGCCACCAACGAUGACGAGAAGACCCGAGACGACCUGGCCACCUAUUUCCAGUGCGGCAACGCCUCCGAGGCAGCCGAUUUCUACGGAAUCAACAUCUACGAGUGGUGUGGAGACGCCACCUUUGAGUCCUCCGGUUACCAGCAGCGAACCGAGGAGUACAAGAACUUCACCAUCCCCAUCUUCUUCUCCGAGUACGGCUGCAACCGAGUCAAGCCGCGACAGUUCUCCGACGUGCCCGUUCUGUUUGGCCCCAACAUGACCGACGUCUGGUCCGGAGGAAUCGUCUACAUGUACUUUGAGGAGCAGAACCAGUACGGUCUGGUGUCUGUUUCCGGAAGCUCCGUCUCCACUCUCGACGACUUCAACAACCUGUCUUCGCAGAUGGCUAAGAUUUCUCCUUCCUCCGCCAACACCAACGACUACAAGCCCUCUCAGACCGCUGGUGGCGUCUCGUGCCCCGACUUCAACGCCAACUGGAAAGGCUCUCCCACCCUGCCUCCCACCCCCAAGGUCGGAACCUGUCAGUGCAUCAACGAUGGCUCUUCUUGUGUCGUCAACUCGGACACUAACGCCAAGAACUACGGCGAUCUCUUUGGAGAGCUGUGCGGUAACCUCGAUGUGGACUGCUCCGAGAUCCAGUCCAACGGAACCUCCGGCAAGUACGGAGACCUGUCCUUCUGUGACGCCAAGCAGAAGCUCAACUUCCUCAUGGGCAAGUACUACGACUCCCAGAACGGCAACUCUCAGGCCUGCGACUUUUCUUCCCAGGCCUCCAUUGUCCAGAGCCCCAAGACCGGAUCCAACUGCCAGAACGCCCAGGCCACUGCUGUCUCUUCCGGCUCGUCCGGCUCUUCCGGCUCGUCCGGCUCUGGAUCUUCGGGCUCUGGAUCGUCCGGAUCCUCGGGCUCUGGCUCGGGCUCUGCUAAGGGCUCUGCUGCUGCCGCUGCCUCUGGCUCGGCCGCCGCCUCGUCCUCCAAGGGCGGAAACAAGAAGAGCGCCGGCGCCUCGCUGGCUGCCGAGAAGGUGGUUGCCUCCGUCGUGUUUGGCGCCAUCGCCAUCAUGGCCGUUAUUGUUUAA
Yarrowia lipolytica CLIB122 is the source of this 1659-nucleotide messenger RNA. RefSeq lists its product as uncharacterized. Gene Ontology annotation, cellular component: plasma membrane. Gene Ontology annotation, biological process: fungal-type cell wall organization; fungal-type cell wall (1->3)-beta-D-glucan biosynthetic process. The record is from RefSeq and is a predicted model, not a curated record. Lineage: Eukaryota; Fungi; Ascomycota; Dipodascomycetes; Dipodascales. Gene Ontology annotation, molecular function: 1,3-beta-glucanosyltransferase activity.